AAAAGAUCCAUCUCCACAACUAGAGUCUUUCAUUAGCAACCAUGAAGAGCUUCAUGGAACCCCGACUGUGGGUUCUGGUGGCUCUCAUCAUCACCUUCGCUGCCAUGGCCAAUGCCGACUCCACGUGGGAGUCCAAUUCACCUCAUCUUCCCUAUGUUUAUAGCUCCCCACCUCCACCACCUUACAAGUAUGAAUCCCCUCCUCCACCGCCUUACAAGUACAAAUCACCACCGCCGCCACCUUACAAAUACGAGUCGCCUCCACCACCGCCUUAUAAGUAUAAGUCGCCACCACCACCACCUUACAAAUAUGCGUCGCCUCCACCACCGCCUUAUAAGUAUAAGUCGCCACCACCUCCACCUUACAAGUACGAGUCUCCACCACCGCCGCCUUACAAGUACAAGUCAUCGCCGCCGCCACCAUACAAAUAUGAAUCUCCACCGCCACCACCUUACAAGUAUGAAUCCCCUCCUCCGCCGCCUUACAAAUACAAAUCACCACCGCCGCCACAUUACAAAUACGAGUCGCCUCCACCGCCACCCUACAAAUACAAAUCACCACCACCACCUCCUUACAAGUAUGAGUCUCCACCACCACCACCAUACAAGUACAAGUCACCUCCUCCACCCCCAUACAAAUAUGAAUCUCCACCACCACCACCUUAUAAGUAUGAAUCACCUCCACCACCAUCAUAUAAAUAUAAGUCACCACCACCUCCUCCCUAUGUUUACAAAUCUCCCCCGCCUCCACCUUACAAGUACGAAUCACCUCCACCACCACCCUACAAAUAUAAAUCACCACCGCCGCCACCUUAUAAGUAUGAAUCACCUCCACCUCCGCCGUACAAAUAUGAGUCUCCACCACCACCACCUUACAAGUACAAGUCACCUCCACCACCACCAUACAAAUAUGAAUCUCCACCACCACCACCAUACAAGUACGAAUCACCUCCACCACCACCAUACAAAUAUAAGUCACCACCACCUCCUCCUUAUGUGUACAAAUCUCCCCCACCACCGCCUUAUAAGUACGAAUCACCUCCGCCACCACCCUACAAAUACAAAUCACCACCACCACCUCCUGACAAGUACGAGUCACCUCCACCACCGCCUUACAAAUACGAAUCUCCACCACCACCUCCAUAUGUUUACAAGUCUCCACCACCACCGCCGUAUAAGUAUGAAUCCCCACCACCACCACCAUACAAGUACGAAUCUCCACCUCCGCCUCCGUAUGUUUACAAGUCUCCACCACCACCACCAUACAAGUACGAGUCUCCACCACCACCUCCAUAUGUUUACAAGUCCCCACCACCACCGCCCUACAAAUAUGAAUCGCCUCCACCACCACCAUACAAGUACGAGUCUCCACCACCACCUCCAUAUGUUUACAAGUCUCCACCACCACCGCCCUACAAAUAUGAAUCGCCUCCACCUCCACCCUACAAGUACGAGUCACCUCCACCACCACCGUACAAAUACGAAUCUCCACCACCACCACCAUAUGUUUACAAGUCUCCACCACCACCACCUUACAAGUAUGAAUCACCACCACCACCACCUUACAAGUAUGAGUCACCGCCACCUCCACCUUACUUAUACAAGUCUCCACCACCACCACCUUACAAGUAUGAGUCACCACCACCUCCUCCAUAUCUAUACAAAUCUCCACCACCACCCCCUUACAAAUAUGAAUCGCCUCCACCUCCACCUUACAAAUACGAGUCACCACCACCUCCUCCUUAUCUUUACAAGUCUCCUCCACCACCACCUUACAAGUACGAGUCACCUCCACCACCACCCUACAAAUACGAAUCACCACCACCUCCUCCUUAUGUUUACAAAUCUCCACCACCACCACCGUACAAAUACGAAUCAUCUCCACCCCCACCGUACAAAUAUGAGUCUCCACCACCUCCCCCUUACAAAUACAAAUCUCCACCACCGCCACCUUACAAGUACGAAUCUCCACCACCGCCGCCAUACAAAUAUGAAUCACCCCCACCACCACCCUACAUAUACAAAUCACCACCACCUCCUCCAUAUGUUUACAAAUCCCCACCACCACCACCCUACCUUUACAAAUCACCUCCACCCCCAUCUUACCUUUACAAAUCUCCACCACCUCCACCAUACAAGUACUAA
Molecule: messenger RNA, 2144 nt
Organism: Salvia hispanica
Lineage: Eukaryota; Viridiplantae; Streptophyta; Magnoliopsida; Lamiales; Lamiaceae
Source: RefSeq, a predicted model, not a curated record